This is a messenger RNA of Pelobates cultripes (western spadefoot toad), 408 nucleotides long. The record is from the annotation of a GenBank genome assembly. Lineage: Eukaryota; Metazoa; Chordata; Amphibia; Anura; Pelobatidae.
AUGGAAGAUAAGGUGCAACAGAGCGCCUGUACCCAGAGUGGUACUUCCGUUGUUGAUUCUCCCAGAUCCCUUAGUAAAGCAGUGAUUAUAACAAAUCAAAACUUGAUGAACGGUACAAUACCUCCUGGAAACAGAGAGUGCAACAAAGAAAUACCCCCAAAACAUAUAUUAAGGUAUCCCCACAUGUUAGACAUCAUUUUAAAGGGCAGAUCCGAGCACCCAUUCAGGAAAAAUAGAGCAAGGAUCCAUGAAGAAUGGUCCAAAUGCCACACAGUUAAAGUUUCAGAUGACCGCUACAACAACCUUGGCCGAAAAGUGUUCUACGUGGCUCGAAAUAUCGAAAUAUCUCUUUGGAAAUUUGGAGCUCCCUGGCAGCUUCAGGGAACAAUUGCUAAGUCCUUGGGAUAG